AUGAAACAGAUUGUGGUUAUCGGUGCCGGUGUAAGUGGUCUCAGUGUUGCAGUACAGUUGGCUGAACAUCAUUACAACGUGGCUAAUGUAACAUUAAUAUCCGAAACCGUUAGUCCCAACACGACAGGCGACGGGUCGGCCGGUUUGUGGGGUCCAUACUACUGUGGGAAAACGCCAGAUCAUAAGAUAGUCAAAUGGUCCAGCGAAACGCAUCUGUUCUUCCAUCAGCUGUGGAAGAACGGGCUCGGUGGAAAGAUCGGCGUCUGUCUGCAACCGUGCAUGAGGUUAACGACGGACCCGAACGGGUAUCCGGAGCCUGCCUGGAAGGAUGUGGUGUUCGGUUGCCAGAAGAUCAAGGAAUCGGAACUACAGCGGCUGAGUAAUGAACAUGGCCGGAUGUACACGGGUGGAUACCACUUUGCCACGUUUACGUGCGAACCUUCCGGUCUGUUGCCGUACCUGUUCAAUCGUUUUAUCGCGGUUGGUGGGAAGUUUGUGGCGUCGAAAGUGCGCAACUUCGAUGAAAUCAUUCGUAAUCGGCCGGUGGAUCUGAUUGUCAACUGUAGCGGGCUGGGUUCGUUGGAGUUGGCUAGCGAUAAGGCGGUACAUCCCAUCCGAGGUCAGGUGGCCCGGGUUAGUGCACCGUGGAUUUAUGAAGUCAUUCUAGACGACAGUGAUGAUGGAAAUUACAUAAUUCCCAACUGUGAGACAGUCAUCUUGGGCGGAACGCAUCAGAUGAAUGAUUUUAAUCGCAACGUUGCACGAGACGACAGUCGAUUUAUUUUUGAUGGCUGUGAACGAAUGCUCCCGAGCCUUCGUACCGCAAAUGUCACAAACGAGUGGGUUGGUCUACGGCCUGGGCGGGAUAGCGUGCGCCUUGAAAUGGAACACUAUCGAUCAGACGAUAAAAAGGAUUAUGUUCCAAUAAUUCACAACUACGGACAUGGAGGCUGUGGAGUGACACUGUGCUGGGGCUGUGCUAAGGAAGUGGUCGAAAUCAGUAGUACGCUCGGAUGGAGUAAACCCACCUCAUCUAAACUAUAG
Anopheles marshallii is the source of this 1044-nucleotide messenger RNA. RefSeq names its product D-amino-acid oxidase (gene Daao2). The transcript is spliced from 4 exons. Gene Ontology annotation, molecular function: FAD binding; D-amino-acid oxidase activity. NCBI's taxonomy places the organism in Eukaryota, Metazoa, Arthropoda, Insecta, Diptera, Culicidae. The record is from RefSeq and is a predicted model, not a curated record. Bases 1 to 1044 code for a protein of 347 amino acids.